AUGGAAAAAGAUAACCGACAACAAAAACUAAAACUUGACUCACCGCUUAUUUAUGAAGAAGUAUUAGGCACACCGGGGGAAAUCAUUAGACGUAAAGAUGUAUUGUCACCAGGUAUUUCUUUGAAGGAAGCAUUUGAUGUCGGUUUUACUAUACAUCGAAUGGAAGAAGAGAGUGCUAGAAAAAGAAAGUUGAAGGCUAUGAAACCAAAUAAUGCAUUUUCAACAUUCACUGCCAAAUUAAACCCUUAUACAACCGAUAGUGAUGAUGAAAGUGAAACAGCAUCAUCACCAGAAAAAUUAUCUGUCAUCGGUUCUAAAAAUACCACCGCUUCUACCACCUCCAGUACUACCAGUGGUAAUAAGGCUACUACAAAGCAACCGGUUAAAAUGAAAACAGGAACAGGUGUUGGAUUUUCUCAAUCACUGGGAACAAACAAACAUGCUAAAGAAACAUCAAGACGUAAAGCGUUUGAGUUAAAUAUGGAAGGUGCGACUUUAUUAGGGAGAAGACGAAAAGCUUUAGAGGCAGGUGGAGAAGAAGGACAAGAAAGAAUUGAAGAUGUAACAGAUAUCAUACAAAAAGUUCACAAAAUAUCAAUAUCUGGAUGA
Entrophospora sp. SA101 is the source of this 609-nucleotide messenger RNA. The record is from the annotation of a GenBank genome assembly. NCBI's taxonomy places the organism in Eukaryota, Fungi, Glomeromycota, Glomeromycetes, Entrophosporales, Entrophosporaceae.